This is a messenger RNA of Solenopsis invicta (red fire ant), 1420 nucleotides long. RefSeq lists its product as uncharacterized. The record is from RefSeq and is a predicted model, not a curated record. Lineage: Eukaryota; Metazoa; Arthropoda; Insecta; Hymenoptera; Formicidae. Bases 323 to 1288 code for a protein of 321 amino acids. The transcript is spliced from 5 exons.
CGAUACAUAUCCUCUGUAAAUAUAUCGUGCCGAAAGGUGAGGACGCCAAACACAUGUAAGAGACACGGGGUGAUCGAACGUUCGAAUCACAGUGCGAUCGAGUGUUACCGUGCCAGCGUCUCGUCCUCGCCAGCGUCUGUCUAAACUCUAAAUCAUUCCGCUUCGCUCGAUUCGGUUACGAUAACAUUUAUUUGCAUGUCACAGAGCUUCGCUAUUUGUGAAACGAAAGGUCUGAUAUAUUACGGAUAAAUUGUGUUGGAUCGCACGUUGGAUCGAUAAAUCGGAGACUUCGCAAGCACGCCGGGAGUGCUCCUUCGGAAAAAUGGAACCGCGAAACACCGAAACAAGCUCGCAGCAGUAUGAAGAUGGAAGCGAGAGCUUAUUCAAAAGUCUCACGUUACCCCGGCUUCGUUCAUGCUCAUCGACAGACGACUCGUGUCUUUACUCUUGCAACUGCGAAGAGAACUGCACGGAAUGCGAUUACAAUCGUAUAGAUAAUAUGUUCAAAACAUGGAGAAUCAAGAAAGCUCGCGGGAUAGAAACGAAACUUCGGAAGCAAAUAAAGUCCUUUUCGACCGUUCCACCGCGUGAGGGGGAUGCGAAAAUAUAUAAAACUAAUGAAGCCUCGAAUGACACCUUGGCGAAGUUGAAAAGCGAACUCUCGAAGAACUACUGUCCGUAUUCCUCUGACAAUUGCGGUUGCAGUUCAGGCUGCACGGAUUGCGACUACGGACUCCAUACGUAUACAACGAAGAACAAGACCAAGUUGAAAAGUAAAGUCAAGGAACCGCAUGUAAAGUCCUCGAAUGGUUUCAGACAGUUGAAGAUGUCUGAGAGAAGUCGGAAACCCGCAAAAUCAUUUAGCACUGUGAAAGUUUUGAGAAAAAAGACCAGAGAGGAAUUGCCUAAUAAAAAAGUCCUAGAAAGCUGCUAUCCUGAAUCUUCCAGCAGCUACGAUUGCAAGUCGGACUACGCAAAACGUGACUCCAAGGAAUAUACAACUACGAACCGAGUGCUAAAAGUCAAGAAAAAGAUAUUAUCAAGAAAACUGAAAACGGCAACUGUAACAACUCGGAAAUUGCUCGGCAAUAAGAAAGCAUUGAAGAACACGGCGACAAAAGUUUCUGAAAAAAACUUCUUGAAAAACUGGUUUCCUGAUUCUAACAGCUGCGAUUCGAGCUGCACGGACUAUAAAAAGUACGAGAAUACAAAGAGAAGAAAGAUGAAAAACAGAUCCCAAAGAAUGAGAGCGUCAACGAAUUUGAAUACGCUGAACUGUCUUCAGUAGUCGAUGAAUCAUAUGAUGUUACCUAGAUCUCGAAACAAAUAACGAAAAUAUCUCCUAAAAGUAUUUUUUUUAUCCGUGAAUUUGUCAAAUUUGUAUAAACAAUAAUUGUAAUAUAUAUAACAUCUCUUGUAA